Phytophthora nicotianae INRA-310 is the source of this 1373-nucleotide messenger RNA. RefSeq lists its product as hypothetical. Bases 657 to 1280 code for a protein of 207 amino acids. Lineage: Eukaryota; Oomycota; Peronosporomycetes; Peronosporales; Peronosporaceae. The transcript has a single exon. The record is from RefSeq and is a predicted model, not a curated record.
AGCAUAGACGGCGAGCGUCCGAAAGAUUUGAGUGUGGCAAGAGCCUAGCCGACCGGCCCCGCUUUGACCAAGUUUGCGCAAUGGUCCACUGACGUACACCGCUCAACUUCAAUGCAACCUCGGACACCGGACAUCGGUCUGAAGCGCGUCGAUUACCCAUGCGUCAAGGACCGAGACGAUCGGGGUGAAUUCGGGAGCCAUCCCGCGAUCGGCGCGAUCUAUCAAGGCGCAGGCACCGAUCUUUGUUUGCCACCUUUGUGCUCAAGCCCUCUCAGCCACAGGAGGUCAUUCAGAGAGCGGGAUUCUCACCAGGACCAAUCGCGAUGUAAGCGUGACUGGCUUCGCCAUUGCGACGCAGCAUGCGCCGUACUCCGCGACGCUCGUGCCGUCGUGGUCACACCCUUGUCCGUCCGUCGGUCGCACUGCGACUUCCAAACAGGAAGUUCCAGCGAGCUGCAUGUGAGUCAGCGGGAAAGCGCGCACGCCGUCAACAAGCUUCAUCCCCGUAUUCUUGGUGUACCGCACAGAAUGCAACAUAAUUUGUUUUUACCAAUCAGAGACAACGUCAGCCAUUAUUAUCCGCUAGGACCACAUAAGGGUGGCAGAGCCCGCUGCCGGCUGUGACGCCGUCCCCUCCCUUCCACCAGGGCAGAAAGAUGGAGCUACUCGUCUUUGCCACACUCGGCGUCGUAGUCACCGCCAUCGUCGCGUUAAUUAUUCAUGCCCGCCAGCGAUCUCCCACCACCACAGAAACCGACAGCAGCGACGACGAAACGUCUGGAGGGCUUAGCAUAAACGUCGUGGCCGAUCAUGACGAGAAGGACUCGCUUCUGCCCAAGUUUACCGGCCUACUACGCUCGCCAUGGCACGGCAGCGCCGCUGAACAGAAGAAACAGCCCAAGAUGAAGCGCUUGGCCCGGAAAGGGUCGCGCUCCAUGCCGUUGACAGUGUCGCUACCUCUUCGUAAGAAGAGGAAACCUACUGAAGUUCCUGUCAAGAAGAUUCAUGUGCCAUAUUUCUUCCCACUGUUGGAUGAGACCGCAGAAUGGUGGCAAGCGCAGCAGUCUACCUCGGACGAGCCUCAACCCACGCCGGAGCAGGAACCUGGAACAAAUUUAGAGAGCCACAAAGGUGAGGGCGAAUUGUCUUCCAGCAAUCAGAGCAAAGCGGAUGCGAAGAUAGUUGCUGCGCCCGCCAAGAAAUUGCUACAGGCGGAUCGAGCGCAUUACUCUACCGUAGUUAAGUUGGCAACAACACCUAUCCAGGUUGGAGCUAAGUAACGAAUGCAACAGCGAUAGAUAGCGCGAAAGUCGACCUGUGUAGAAAGAUAAACAAUAAGUACGCUAGAUUCUGUAAUGCUUCUUGUAAUUCUC